AUGACCCAUCCGCUCUUCGGCUCCACACCUCCCGAAAAGGACCAGGAAGACCCGGUGCUGAAGGCGGCGCAAAAGAUCCUCUCGAUAAACAACGUCAAGAACCGGAUCCUCUGCCACGUCUCCCUCCCACUAUCGCUAGAAGCCCUCCCCUACACCUCGCUGGACGCAUCCCAUGGCCGCUACUACCGCAUCUCCCGCGCCUCGCUCCUCGGCAACUACCCCGAGUACUCCAACUACGACGGCAUGUGGGACACGGUCGUGCGGAUCCGGCUGUCGAACCGCGGCAUCGUCGAAGUCCGCGACGGCGACUCGUGGCAGCCGCUCUCGACGUACCUCUCGCGGCUGCCGGCGGUCAAGGAGUACUGGGCGGGGCCGGGGUCGGGGGCGUGGCUGCAAGCGCUGGACUGGGCGACCAACGGCCAGCACUUCCCGCUGCUGGCGCUGCCGGGCGAGAUCCGCAACAUGAUCUACGACCGGUGCGCGAGCUUCUGCUACCCGUACGAGUUCGAGCGCGGCUUCAACUACAUGGCCGCCGCCGGCACCGACGGCCUGCUGUACCGCGAGUACGGCGCGCGCGGCUCCCACCUGCAGGCCGAGCUGUUCGGCCGCGGCCGCGUGCUCAACGGCGCCGGGCCCGUCCUCGCCCUGCUGCUGACCAGCAGGCAGGUGCAUGCAGAGUUUGCCGCCCGCCUGGAGCGCGGCAUGGAGUUUCGAUUCCAGGGCGCGGCGCCGCUGAGGCGGUUCCUGGCCCCGAAGCCGCUGCGGCCCGACCUGAGCGCGCUGAGCAAGGUCACGCUGCAGAUGACGACGUGGAACAUGGUCAAGUUUUUUGGCGUGUGGAUCCACCAGUCGGCGCGCCCGUGGGGCGAGCCCGAUGCCGGGUGCUUGAAGGGCCUGCGGGUGAAGGAGCUGGAGCUCAGGCUGGGGCAUCGUGAGAAUUUCGAGGGGUACAGGCUCGAUACCGUGUUGGCGCCGUGCUGCCACCGCGUGUUGGCGGGCUUGAUUCUGUGGGCGGCGAAGGACUAUGUGAAAGACAUCCCCGCGGUUUCGGUCGAGGGAUGCGUGCCUGCGGCGGUGAAGGCGGCGUUCCUGCAGCUGUUGGCGGACGAGAGGGCAAAGGUGCCGUCGGCGGUGACGCAGUGGGAUGUCAUUGGGAAGUCGGCGAAGCUUGUCGAGAAGGGCGAGAGCUGGAUGGUCCGGACGGAUUCUGGUCUCGGAUGCGAACUGCUCGAUCAUGAGCACAGCUGUGCGGACAUGGGGCCGUGCACGGAUGAUUUCUGCCUUUCCGAGAACAACUUCACGCCCAGGAAAGCAAUCGCCUCCUCCUCUUCCUCUGCGACGACGGCUGUGCCGUCGGCUUAA
Messenger RNA from Diplodia corticola, 1362 nucleotides. RefSeq lists its product as uncharacterized. The transcript is spliced from 2 exons. Bases 1 to 1362 code for a protein of 453 amino acids. The record is from RefSeq and is a predicted model, not a curated record. Lineage: Eukaryota; Fungi; Ascomycota; Dothideomycetes; Botryosphaeriales; Botryosphaeriaceae.